This is a messenger RNA of Cyphellophora attinorum, 813 nucleotides long. RefSeq names its product RNA polymerase II transcription factor B subunit 3. Bases 1 to 813 code for a protein of 270 amino acids. The record is from RefSeq and is a predicted model, not a curated record. The transcript is spliced from 3 exons. NCBI's taxonomy places the organism in Eukaryota, Fungi, Ascomycota, Eurotiomycetes, Chaetothyriales, Cyphellophoraceae. Gene Ontology annotation, biological process: regulation of cyclin-dependent protein serine/threonine kinase activity; DNA repair; regulation of transcription by RNA polymerase II. Gene Ontology annotation, cellular component: transcription factor TFIIH holo complex.
AUGGCACCCAUCGCCACCGCGCCAGAUCAGUGCCCGGUAUGCAAGGGCGACCAGACUACGAAUCCGCACAUGCAGUUCAAGAUCAACGUCGCGUGCUAUCAUCGGAUCUGCGAAAGCUGCAUCGACCGUCACUACAAGGACUCUGGAUCGAAGAACUGCCCGGUCUAUGGCUGCGACAAGAUCUUGUGGAAACGGGACUGGCGGAAGCAGACAUUCGAGGAUCUCAGAGUUGAGCGGGAGGUUGAGAUCCGAAAGCGAGUAGAGGCAAUACUGCAACGUGACGAAGACGAAUUUGAGGAUCUCAGAGCCUACAACGACUACCUGGAGCUUCGCGAGAUUAUGGUGAUGAAUCUCAUCCUUAACACAGACGUCAAUGCCACAAACAAAAAGCUUGAGAAGUAUCAGAGAGCGAACAAUCACUUCGUCGACAAAAGUCUGAAGGAUGCUACAGGCCAGAAGCCCAAGAAACGAGCGGUUGACGACAGCGUCGCAGACCCUAGUGGUCUGAUUCAAGGCUUGAGGAAGAUCGUCGCCCCUGUUCGAAUCCCUGAUUACGACGCUUUCGAGGGAAUGCACGCUGCGUACGAUUACUUUACACUCAAGGAUGAGUAUCACGAGCACUGGACCAAGGGAGGUAUCUCAUCAAGUGCACUUGCUGGCGGUUUCGAUUUCCAGGCGACAGCCGAAGAAGCCCUACUCACGGCGUUCGCUGGCCUGGGCGUCUUCAUCGAGGACGAGAAAGCUCAGGCUGUAGGUGCGACGGCAUCGUCCUUUACGCAACCUGCCAAAACGGCUGUUGAUGAUGUCUUUUAA